UUGAAAACCAUUUUUGAUAGAACUGUGCCUUCCAAAAUCAUGAAAGCAUUUGUUUCCAUACUUCUGGUAAAUGCAAGUGCACAUCACAAACCAUUUGAAAGCUUAUCUAAUAAGAAAACAUCAAGCCCCCACUUUUCAUCACUAUAUAAAUAACCUCUCAUACCUCAUACCACUAUCAAAGACAGCCAAGAACUGAUUCAAAAAUGGCUUCUUUUCUCACUCAUUUUCUACUUUUGUCUCAUUCUCUUCUCAACUUCCUUCACAACUAUUUUUGGAGUAUUCUCAGAGCAAUCCCUCUUAACCAUGUAUGCAAAACGUAUGGAGAAAACAACCCACUUGCACUUCUAUUUCCAUGACAUCCUAGCCGGCACAAACCCGACUGCCAUUAGAAUUGUCAAGCCACCAAACAACUCAGUAGGUGGCUUUGGAACUACUUAUAUGAUAGACGACUGGCUGACGGAAGGGCUGGAGCCAACUUCAAAGGCAGUGGGAAGAGCUCAGGGAAUGUAUGCUGUUGCUUCUCAACAUGACCUUGGGUUGCUUAUGGUGAUCAAUUUUGCUUUCUUAGAAGGUAAGUAUAAUGGAAGUGCCCUUAGCAUUCUUGGGCGUAAUCCUGUUCUUCAUUCUGUCAGGGAAAUGCCGAUUGUCGGAGGCAGCGGCGUUUUCCGAUUAGCUCGUGGCUAUGCUUUGGCAAAAACAGUGAGAUUCAAUCCAAAAACUGGAGAUGCUGUGGUUGAAUACAAUGUCUCUGUCUUGCACUUCUGAAAGCCCCAAGUUUCUUGCAGUGUUUAGUUGAUUUCCCUGUUGUUUCAAUGUUCCAAGUCAUGUCUAUCCUUCAGGAGUGUUUGUACCAUUUGCAAUUACUGUAAUUUUCUAGUUAUAGUAUAGGCUAAAGUAAAAAAAAUGAUAAGGGUACUUCUAUUCUUAAACUUUAGUGGCUUGUUAGGUUCUCAAUAAAUUUAGAGUACAUGCUAAUUUAAGCUCUAGAAGUACAAUUUCCAUGGAUGGCUGUGACUGUCAAGCUCAAAACCAUCCAUCCAUUAUCCAUAAAUUUCUUCAGAACAUGGUUUCAGUCAGAUAUACAAAAGAUCAACAAAUAGAAAGGAAACAAGAACAAAUAGAUAAAUAACAGAAGUUCUUGAUCUUGAAUCCUUUCGGUGGAACAGUAUGCACUCACAGAAGACAAAAAAAAAAAAAAAAAAAAAACACAUAAAA
Molecule: messenger RNA, 1215 nt
Organism: Corylus avellana
Lineage: Eukaryota; Viridiplantae; Streptophyta; Magnoliopsida; Fagales; Betulaceae
Product: dirigent protein 21
Source: RefSeq, a predicted model, not a curated record